This is a messenger RNA of Talpa occidentalis (Iberian mole), 1343 nucleotides long. RefSeq names its product coiled-coil domain containing 42 (gene CCDC42). Gene Ontology annotation, biological process: spermatid development. The coding region runs from base 221 to 1171 and encodes 316 amino acids. The transcript has 7 exons. The record is from RefSeq and is a predicted model, not a curated record. Lineage: Eukaryota; Metazoa; Chordata; Mammalia; Eulipotyphla; Talpidae.
CAACCUGUUGCUAGGUAACCAGAUCGCCAUCAACACCCCAACACUUCAUCCUGAGCUUCUGAUCUCAGCUUCCAGCCAUCUUCCCCCAAUCUCUUGGACACCCACUUUUUGUGGGACCCUGAAAAACAGGAACCCAGUCACCACUCUGAGCCCCCUGUGGCUCCAUUAUCCGCUGUUUCACAGUAAAGAGCAACUGUCCGGCCGUCAGGUCACCGCCACUAUGAGUCUGGGCAUCAUGGAAGAGGAAGAUCUUGCCGAGUACUUCCGGCUUCAGUAUGGGGAGCGGCUUCUGCAACUGCUGCAGAAGUUCCCCAAUAUUGAAGAUCAGGCGGAGUCCCCAUGCAUCCAGUUACUGGAGAAGAAAAAGGAGGCCAAGAUCAUGCACCAUGCUAUGGAACAUAAAAAGGAGACAUUUCAGCACAGAAUGGAAACCCUGAACCUGCGCUGGGAGGAACUGGGCAUGAAGGAGGCCCAGCUGAAGGCCCAUAUCCAGAAGUUUGAGCAAUUCAUCCAGGAGAACGACCAGAAACGGAUCCGCGCCCUGAAGAAAGCCAACAAGGAGCGCGAACUCAAGAGGCAGCGCAUUCGAGAGCUGACCAAGGCCAAGCAGGAGAUGGCGGCCUUGCGGCUGGAGCACCAGCGGCUGAGCAGCAAGCUGCAGGACUACUCAAUCUUCAACAAGUACCUGGAGAAGGUGGUGGAGAACUCCGAGUUUGAAGAGAUCCACGAGGUGAUCACGCGCUACAAGACACUGGUGAGCAUGCACCAAGACCUCUUGCAGUCAGCGCAGGAAGGCCAGGAAAACAUUGAGCGUGCCAAGGCCCGGCUGGCGCGCUACAUGGAAGAGAAGGACGACGAGAUCCUGCAGCACAACAACGAGCUGGCCCGCCUGCAGAUGCGCUUUGAUCGUGCCCGCAGCGACGUCAUCAUCUGGGAAUCUCGCUGGGCACAUAUCCAGAACACUGCAGCCAAGAAGACUCUCUUGCUUGGCACCAUUAAGAUGGCGACACUGAACCUCUUCCAGAUCGUCAGCAAGCAAAUGAAGGAGACAACCUCAGUGUCUCUGGAGGACACACACAAACAGCUGGAUAUGAUCCAGCAGUUUAUCCAAGACCUGUCGGACAUCUGGGCAGAGGUAAAGAAGAAGGAACAGCAGCAAGUCCGGGUUUAAGGAGCACCGUGGUUCAAGAGUGUUCUGAGACAGAAUCUGAGAGAGAAUAAGUUCCUGGCAAGCUCGCAGCCUAGUCAGCCCAGUUGAGCCCUCUGCCUUUCUGCUGGUGCACAUCCUGCCCCUCAGCCUCAAUCCAUCCCAGCCAUGAAAACAUUAAAUUCUAUAAGAAGUU